Messenger RNA from Rubroshorea leprosula, 2228 nucleotides. NCBI's taxonomy places the organism in Eukaryota, Viridiplantae, Streptophyta, Magnoliopsida, Malvales, Dipterocarpaceae. The record is from the annotation of a GenBank genome assembly.
GUCUUCCGGCGAUCAGCAGCCAAUAACUUUCAAAGACAUCCAAAGAUUUGUGGUUCAGUGAGUACCCACUGAAAUUCAGUGCAUAGAUAGAAACAUCGUUAGGGGUUUUGCUGUUCUCCCCAUCCAUUUCAUCUCUCUGUUAAAUUCAGUUGAACCAACUACACCAUAGCUCUGUUUCGAUUUCUUCACACUUUCAGUCUGUACUAUUAUCCUCUUUCCACGCAAGGAAAAAAUAAUAAAUACUACUAUGACCGCGCUACUACUUCGUACGUUUCUCCCUUCCCCUCUCACAUGCCGAACUCCGCCGCCACCAACACCAACACCUCCUCUAAUCCGCGGUCCCAGGUUUGGUGAACUUACUACGUCCGCACGUGUGAGACUCACCCGUACAAACGCGACGGCGCCGACCAAACCACGCACACUGCAGGAAGGUAUAGCCGAGCUCUACGACGAGUCCUCCGGUAUCUGGGAGGAAAUAUGGGGCGACCACAUGCAUCAUGGCUUCUACGACCCCGAUUCAUCUGUUUCCCUCUCUGCUUCCGAUCACCGGGCUGCCCAGAUCCGAAUGAUCGAUCAGGCUCUCUCUUUUGCUGGAAUUUCCGAGGACCUGGCGAAUAAGCGAGUGGUGGAUGUUGGGUGUGGGAUAGGAGGCAGUUCCAGAUACUUGGCAACUAAGUAUGGAGCUCAAUGUGAAGGCAUCACCUUGAGCCCCGUCCAGGCUGAAAGGGCCAAUGCUCUUGCUGCAUCUCCAGGGCUAGCAGACAAGGUUUCUUUUCAAGUUGCAGAUGCUUUGGAUCAACCAUUCCCUGAUGGCCAAUUUGAUCUAGUCUGGUCUAUGGAAAGUGGUGAACACAUGCCUGACAAAGCAAAGUUUGUUAAUGAGUUAGUGCGAGUUGCAGCGCCAGGAGGCACAAUUAUAGUAGUGACAUGGUGCCAUAGGGAUCUUGCUCCUUCUGAAGAGUCUUUGCAACCCUGGGAGAAAAACCUCUUGAGCAGGAUAUGUGAUGCUUAUUAUCUUCCAGAGUGGUGUUCCACUGCUGACUAUGUCAAAUUACUCAAGUCCCAUUCUGUCCAGAAGGUGAUUCAUGAAUUUCAAAUGUUUGAACAAUUUCUUGCCUACAUAAAUGAAAUUGAACUACUGAAUUUCCUCUAUCUGAGUGCAAUGCAGGAAGUAAAGAGAGCUGAUUGGUCUCAGUAUGUUGCCCCGUUCUGGCCUGCAGUGAUACGGUCAGCACUGACGUGGAAGGGCCUAACAUCACUACUACGCAGUGGAUUGAAAACUAUAAAAGGAGCAUUGGUUAUGCCGUUGAUGAUUGAAGGAUUCCAGAAAGGUGUCAUAAAGUUGGCUAUCAUCACGUGCCGAAAGCUCGAUUAAGUGCUAGAUGUAACCUCUAACAGUAUAUUGAAUAAAGUUGUGAUUCAAACAGGAUGGGGUGAUGGCUAAUAGAAUGAUGGUUGAUAUUCUUUAAAGUUGCCUUUCAGCUAUUCUUUUAUUAUUAUUAUUAUUAUUAUUAUCAUUAUUAUCAUUAUUAUUAUUAUUAUUAUUGUUAUUAUUAUCUUUUAUUUUUUUAUUUGAGCCCUGCUUUUUAACUAUUCCAAUUUAAUUAUUGUGUCUAGUUUUGGAGGCUUUUGUUUCUUGGCUCAACCAAAGCAUGGGUACGUUUUUCCUUUACUCUCUACGCAUUCUUUAAGUGUUAUUCGAAUCAACAUGUUUCCUCUACCCUCUAGAUAUAUUAUUCUGUGCAGUGUUAUUGGAUAGCAGUAAAUAGCAAGAAGGCCAAAAAUUGCUAUGAUAACGUAGCGGAUAGCGAAGCAGCUACUAUUGACAACAUAGUGGCAAAAAUUUUUAAAAAAAUUAAAUAUGGUUAAAAAUUAACAUACUUGCUAAUAAGAAGGUUUAAAAUGACCUAAUAAUAACCAUUUGUGGGCAACUAGGACAUGUUGCUACAUCUCCCUUAAUCCUUAUCUGGUGCCACUUUGUUCUAGUUAUCCCACCAGUUUUAAUUUUGUUGUAAAAGUUACACAUCACACAAAUUGUGUUAUUAUGAUCUACCAAUUUGUUGUAUUUCUUCCCAAUAUCUUCUUUUGAUUUCUUUGAUUUUGAGGAGUUCCUGGUGGAUCCACUUUCACUUGCCAUGUUUGUUAAUCCACGAAAAAAAUAAUAAACCAUUAAUGGAAAUCAAAUAAAUGAUGUAAGGAGAGUCUUCAAAUAAGAGAAUAAAUUAAUU